This is a messenger RNA of Chinchilla lanigera (long-tailed chinchilla), 5492 nucleotides long. It is a transcript of the gene Tril, whose product is annotated as TLR4 interactor with leucine-rich repeats. NCBI's taxonomy places the organism in Eukaryota, Metazoa, Chordata, Mammalia, Rodentia, Chinchillidae. The transcript has a single exon. Gene Ontology annotation, molecular function: protein binding. Gene Ontology annotation, cellular component: extracellular matrix. The record is from RefSeq and is a predicted model, not a curated record. The coding region runs from base 710 to 3169 and encodes 819 amino acids.
UGGCGUCCCGGGCUCAGGCUGACUAGACGCGGAGCCAGUUAGUGUUUCCUCCUCCCCCUGCCGGGGUCUGUCCUCCCUCCGCCGUCUCCUUUUUCUCCACCCGCGUCCCCGGGGGGCAGCGUGUGGGAAGAACGAAAUUUCCGCCCGGUUUGCUCGCUACUCGCUGAGUUGGGUCCCUUCCGGACGCAGCCUGCGCUCCUCGGGCGGUUCCACCCGCGCUGCGCUCAGAGUCCCCGAAAGACUGAGGAGGUGCGGGCUGCGGGGGCCGAGCCCGCGGGGCUCCACGGCCAAGCCGCGCCCCCGAGAAGCUCUUGGAAGGGCUCCCUCCUGCAGCUGGGGAAUCCGCUGGGCAGGGAGAAUCCGCGCCAGGGAAUCCAGCUCUCCGGGCUCCGCUGCAAACAAAAAGCACCACAGCUUGCUCCCUCCCACGUCCCCGAUGCACACCCGGAGAAACACUUUUCUGCAGAAAUGCAACAAGUAGCACCCGGAGCUCGAGGAGCGCUCUGUGCCGCCUGACUUGGCCCGGUGAAGCCCGCCUGCAGAGACAAGGGCCAGCCACCGGACAAAGAGCGGAGGAGGGGCUGGACUGCGCAGUGAAGUCCGAAAGAGGCCAUUUAGCGACUCUGGCCAGGCCAAGGGGAAUGCAGAGGAGACACGAAGCCGGCGGGCUAAGAGGUCGAUCCAGCCGCAGCACGCAAGGCGGGCGGCGAUGGAGGCUGCCCGCGCCGUGCGCUUCCUGCUCUUGGUGUGCGGCUGCCUCGCGCUCCCGCCGUGGGCCGAGCCGGUGUGCCCCGAGCGCUGCGACUGCCAGCACCCCCAGCACCUCCUGUGCACCAACCGGGGGCUCCGCGCAGUGCCCAAAACCAGCUCGCUGCCUAGCCCCCAGGAUGUGCUCACCUACAGCCUCGGAGGCAACUUCAUAACUAACAUCACCGCCUUCGACUUCCACCGCCUAGGGCAGCUCAGAAGGCUGGAUUUGCAGUACAACCAGAUCCGCUCUCUGCACCCCAAGACCUUCGAGAAGCUCUCCCGGCUGGAGGAGCUCUACCUGGGAAACAACCUCUUGCAGGCACUCGCGCCUGGCACACUGGCCCCACUGCGCAAGCUGCGCAUACUCUAUGCCAAUGGCAACGAGAUCAGCCGCCUAAGCCGGGGCUCCUUCGAGGGCUUGGAGAGUCUGGUCAAGCUGCGGCUGGAUGGGAACGUCCUGGAAGCGCUGCCAGACGCAGUCUUCGCCCCACUGGGCAACCUGUUGUACCUACAUCUAGAGUCUAACCGGAUCCGCUUCCUGAGCAAGAAUGCCUUUGCCCAGCUGGGCAAGCUGCGCUUCCUCAACCUGUCUGCCAACGAGCUGCAGCCUUCCCUGCGCCACGCGGCCACCUUCGCACCGCUGCGCUCCCUCUCCACUCUCAUCCUCUCGGCCAACAGCCUGCAGCACCUCGGCCCGCGCGUCUUCCAGCACCUGCCGCGCCUCGGCCUGCUCUCGCUCAGGGGCAACCAGCUCACACACCUCGCGACUGAGGCCUUCUGGGGGUUGGAGGCCCUGCGCGAGCUGCGCCUCGAGGGCAAUCGGCUAAGCCAACUUCCCUUGGCGCUGCUGGAACCUCUGCACAGCCUGGAGGCGCUGGACCUAAGCGACAACGAGCUGUCUGCCCUGCACCCUGCCAUCUUCGGCCACUUGGGCCGACUGCGCGAACUCAACCUGCGCGACAACGCGCUCAGUGCCCUCUCGGGGGACAUCUUCGCUGCCAGCCCGGCUCUCUACCGGCUGGAUCUAGACGGCAACGGCUGGACCUGCGACUGCCGGCUGCGGGGCCUGAAGCGCUGGAUGGGCGACUGGCACUCACAGGGCCGGCUUCUCACCGUCUUCGUACAGUGUCGCCAUCCCCCGGCCCUGCGGGGCAAGUACUUGGAUUACCUGGAUGACCAGCAGCUGCAGAACGGGUCCUGCGCGGAUCCCCCGCCCUCGGCAUCCGCGACUGCGGAAAGCAGGGGGCGGCUCCUCCCCACAGCCGCGGGGGAGGAGGAGAUGACGCCCCCUGCAGGAGGUUUUGCAGAGGAGUUGCCACCGCAGCCGCUGCCCCAACAGCGGGAGCGAUUUCUAGCUGGGGUGGCCUGGGACGCGGCCGCCAGGGAGCUCGUGAGCAACCGCAGUGUUCUAAGGCUCAGCCGGCGGGGUCCAGGCCUCCUGCAGCACGCGGGCCCCUCUGCAGCUCCUGCCAUGGGCCCAGCUCCUCAGCCCCUGGACCUGCACGAGAAGCCAGAGGCGGGACGUCCGACCGGCGCUUCCCCCGCCCGCGCCCGCGCCCGCGCGGAACCCACCCCGACGGCCGAGCCCGCCCUUGCGUCACUGCCGGCCCGCGACCCCUGGCAGCGCUCACCGAAGCAGCGCCUGGCCGCCGCCGAGCUGCAGGAGCGCGGUGCGCAGUCCGACGGCGGGGUUGGCCUGCCGCCGCUGGUGUCCGAUCCCUGUGACUUCAAUAAGUUCAUUCUGUGCAACCUGACGGUAGAGGCGGUGGACGCCAACAGCGCCUCGGUGCGCUGGGAGGUUCGGGCGCACCGCAGCCCCCGGCCCCUGGGCGGCGCGCGCUUCCGCCUGCUCUUCGACCGCUUUGGCCAACAGCCCAAGUUCCACCGCUUCGUCUACCUGCCCGAGCGCAGCGACUCGGCCACGCUGCGUGAGCUGCGCGGAGACACCCCCUACCUAGUGUGUGUCGAAGGCGUGCUCGGGGGCCGAGUCUGCCCCGUGGCCCCCAGAGACCACUGCGCAGGGCUGGUCACCCUGCCGGAGCCUAGUAGUCAGAGCGGCGUCGACUAUCAGCUGCUGACCUUGGCUCUGCUGGCCGUCAACGCGCUGCUGGUGUUCCUAGCCUUGGCGGCCUGGGGGUCGCGCUGGCUGCGGAGGAAGCUGCGGGCCAGGCGGAAGGGCGGGGCCCCGGUCCACGUUCGGCACAUGUACUCCACCCGACGGCCUCUCCGCUCUAUGGGCACCGGAGUCUCUGCCGACUUCUCUGGAUUUCAGUCACACCGGCCGCGCACCACCGUGUGCGCACUCAGCGAGGCUGACCUCAUCGAGUUCCCCUGCGAACGCUUUAUGGACAAUGCUGGCGGUGGCGCUGGUGGCAGCCUGAGGCGGGAGGACCACCUGCUUCAACGAUUUGCAGACUAGAUGCAGGACUGCCGGGAGACCAUCUCGUUGACCUUAAAGAGCCUCUCUGCGGCCCCUCCAACCCACCUCAGGGGAAAGCCUUAUUUUAUAAAAUCUGUUCCCCUCUUGUGCAUUUGCCAGAGAGGCCAAGGGGACAGAGAGCCACUCACUAGUCAGUACUUGUGAAGUAAAUGGAUAGUACUUGGUGCUUAAGGGGAAUGGUAGGGGAGUAGUGGAUGUGGGGGCAGAGGUAGGAGGCCUUGGUGCAGCUAGGGGAUGGCUUAUGUAUCGGAUGCAGUGCGGUAAUCUGGCCUCCUUUGGGGUAGGUGGGAAUUCUUGUGCCCCCAGCAUGGGCAGAAGGAUUCUGGUGCGUGCAUUAUGUUUGCCCAGUGUCAAAACAGGAGUUUUGUUUCUAUUUAAGGAAAAAGGAACUUAGCGCCAUUACAAAGGAGGCUUGGCAACUGACCCCACUGGUUUGGUGGUCUCUGCCAAGGAGCUUGUUGUAAACAGGUGGGAACACUCUCACCUCGCAACUCAUUUAUGUUGACUGAUAGAGCAUUCAGGAAACCGUAAGGUUAAGUAAUAACAGACAAUAUAUUUUCUUCAACAAUGUGAAGAGCUCUGACAUUUAACAAACUGACCCAUAAACUCAAAGACUGUUUUAGUUGGACUGGGCCCUUCAACGAUUUUCCUUUUAACAUGAACAAGAUAAGCACGUUCAGUAACUAAAACUUACAUACUUUCUCAGGAGAAGGCUGCAUGCAAGACCUCUCUAUCAGGGUUAUUCCUGUGGUUUUAAUUUUAUUUUUUAAACCUAUGUAUGGAAAAGGAAAUCUCAAUGCCAGAUUUGAUAAAAGAAUGUACUAUGUCUCUAACUGAUGACCCCUUAGGGAACUCUGGAGUUCCAGCUCACUUACCACGUUUCUGACAGUGUGUCCAGAUGGGAAUAAAUGUAAUGUGCUUGUUCCAUUUUGAUCAGUGACACUCAGCUCGGUGCCUCCUUCCCUUGAGUCACAGUUAAGUGAUAAAGGUAAUUUCCUAAUGGGGAAGCAGAAGGAGUUGUCCAGGCUGGGGUAUUUCAGUGCAGAGCACUUGCUUAAUGUGUGUGUGAGGCCCAGGGUUUGAUGCCCAGCGAAGUAAAGGCAAAAUAAGAGGUGAUUGUGAAUUGAUAGUGUAGUCUUUGACCACAUUAAUCCCCUUCUUUGUAUGAAAUAGAAGACAGGAAGAAAUUAUGGAAAACAAAUGUGAAAAGAAACACAUCAGUGGGUGUCUGUUGCUACUAAAACCAGAAGACUGUUAUGAGUACUUAAACCUCACUGUGAAAUGAUUAUAUAUCUUUCAGAUUAAUCCUUCCACUACCCAGUGUUUUAUUGUGUUAUUGAAUAUUUUAGUAAAUAGUUGCAGUAUUUCUUUUCAGUGUUUUUAUUUUAAACUUAGGGUUAGACUUUUUUGAUUCUUCAGUGUUUUCAGCUGUCUAGGAUAGUUUUGUUCCCUGAUAUUUAUGAAGUACAUGUUUAUCACUAAAUGUAGUGGUUGGGUUUACAUUACUAAUUGUGUGUGGUCUAAAAACACAGUCACUCAGAGGGUGUGCACUGUGGUUAUAUUUACUGUGGCUGUGGAUUUAUUGGCAGUGGAGCACCGUGGAGGCCACUACAGAGGUGCUAAGACUUAAUAGUCAAUCGUCUGUUUAGGGCCACCAGCCCUGAGGGUCCUGGUGUCUCAGGGAAUCCGUCACAGUCUGGGGGGUCCUUCAACCCAGUUCACUCCACUUACGUUUGGCCUAGAUUGAGUCAGGCCUGCCCCCAUCCCAACCAGUGAGCAGGGAUCCAGGGAUCUAAAUUAGCUGGUCUUUGUUUAUGUUCAGCUGAGUAAAUGUCCAGAUCACUUAAACUACAGCUGCUUUUCUGGCAGUCUUAUCUGUGUAGUCCAAACUUAAUAAACCACAGGAAAUAGACUGUCAUUCUUUGUUUGCUGCCGGGCCUUGUUUUAGAUUCAGAGCAUAUGGGUACAAGGGAGAGGUAGAGUUGACCUCGUAUUUUCUACCAGGAGGCUAUCUGGCACCUUUCAUAUUUCUGGCUUUUUUUCAUGCCUAGUAAAAUUCCCUUUCUUAGCUAUUUCUUUUAGACAUCAGUGGAAUAUUGACUCCCAUUGAAAAUCUGGAAAAGACCUCUAAUUCUGUAUACCCCCCCACCCUUUCAACUGCAGAGCAUCACUGAAAAUGCCAAAUUCCUGGAUCUGUGUUCUAUUUAAAAUAGUUUCACUGGAAAGUCUUUCAGUGAGAAAUGGAUAAAUGUUAUACAUUGUUAUGUUCAGUUAUGUCAAUAAACCCAUUUACUAAUAUAAA